Molecule: messenger RNA, 1842 nt
Organism: Stegastes partitus (bicolor damselfish)
Lineage: Eukaryota; Metazoa; Chordata; Actinopteri; Pomacentridae
Product: putative all-trans-retinol 13,14-reductase
Exons: 11
Coding region: 1-1842 (613 amino acids)
Molecular function (GO): oxidoreductase activity
Source: RefSeq, a predicted model, not a curated record
AUGUGGCUCUUGAUUUUCUUACUCUGGUUGGCCGUUUGGGCCGGUGGCACAUACUGGUACCUGUUUGGUAAAAAAAGCCCGUUCUCCCUGGAGUCAGUGAGACCGCCUGGACCUCGAGAGUUCGAUCAAAAGAAGCGGGACAAAGUCAUCAAGCAAGGGUUCAGUGUUGACAAAGUGCCCCAGAACCUGGACGUCAUCGUCAUCGGCAGCGGCAUCGGUGGGCUCACAGCUGGAGCCACGCUGGCCAAAGCGGGGAAGAAAGUUUUGGUGUUGGAACAGCACGACCAGGCCGGAGGCUGCUGCCACACAUACAUCGAGAAAGGCUUUGAGUUUGACGUUGGGCUUCACUACAUUGGCCAGGUCCAUGAGAACAGUCUGUUGCGUAUUGCCUUUGACCAGAUCUCUGAGGGCCAGCUGGAGUUCCAGGAGCUAAAUCAGCAUUUUGACACCAUCCAGAUCGGCGUCGGCGAAGAGAAGCGGGACUACACCAUCUUCUCCGGUAAAACGGAGAUGAAAGCCCACCUGUUGAAGCAAUUCCCUGACGACACGGAAGCCAUUGAGACGUUCUUCAGAAUCAUGAAGGUCUCAGCUAAGAAGACUCACUAUCUGGCGACUCUGAAGCUGAUCCCACAGUGGGUGUCUUUGUUCCUUCUAAAAUCGGGCAUUGCAGACCUCGUCUCUCCAGUUUUUCGGCUCUCCGGCACAAAUGCAACAGAGUUUGCGAACACCCUGACCAGCAACAAGGAUCUCCAGGUCAUCUUUUCUUAUCUUUUCUAUGGUGUGCCUCCAAAGGAGUCCAGUAUUCUGAUCAACGCCCUCCUGGUUCAUCACUACAAACGAGGUGCCUACUACCCUAAAGGUGGAGCCAGCGAGAUCGCUUUCCACAUCAUCCGCACCAUUCAGAAAUAUGGAGGGAACUGCCUGGUCAGAGCUCCAGUCUCCCAGAUCCUGGUUAAUGACAAGGGGGCAGCUUUUGGUGUGAAGGUGAGGAAAGGUCAAGACGAAGUGGAGAUUCAUGCGCCGGUGGUUGUGUCAAACUGUGGCAUCUUCACUACCUUCCAGAAACUUCUUCCCCCUGAGAUUCAAGUCAAACAUGAUGUUCAGGAAAGACUGAACAUGAUGAAACAUGGCAGAGGAUCAUUCUUGGUCUUCUCGGGCUUCGAUGGAACUGCAGAGGACUUGGGCCUCGUGUCCACUAACUUCUGGCUGUUCAAGAACAACGACAUGGACAAGUCGAUGGACGACUUCUUUGCGAUGAGCAAAGAGGAAGCACCUGAUAACAUCCCCAUGAUGUUCAUCACAAUCCCAUCUUCUAAGGACCCUGAAGCCAAACUCAGACAUCCUGGAAAAUCUUGCAUGACCAUACUGACCAUGGUUCAGUAUGAAUGGUUUGAAGAGUGGAAGGACACGACUGUGCGCAAAAGGGGUGAUGAAUACUACAACUACAAAAUGAGAUUUGCUAAUCACCUCUUUAACUGGGCCUGCACGAUAUUCCCUAAAAUCAAAGACAAGUUGGUUUUCCAGGAUGUGGCGACCCCACUAACCAACAUGCACUACCUGGGUGCUCAGCGUGGAGCCAUGUACUCCGCUGAGCACAACCUGGAGCGUUUCCAUGCUGAGGCCGUGGCCAGGAACAGGUGCAACACCCCCGUCAAAAACCUCUACAUCACAGGCCAGGAUGUGUUCAGCUGUGGGAUAGCCGGAGCUCUACAUGGCGGACUCCUCUGCGCCUCGACAGUGUUGGAUCACAUCGUCUACAUCGACUUGCUCCUCCUCAAGAAGAAGCUGAAGAGGAGGAAAGCCAAAGAGCUGGCCGAGCUGGCAAAGAAGAAGCUGCAGUGA